UGGAAAUGUCUUCUCAUAUCUUUUCAAUCUCUCAGACGAUUUCCUGCUUGCUUUUCCCAUCUUUGACUCUUCGCUGAUCUAACUUUUUUUUUUUUAAACAAAACAGCACACAAAACUCUAGGCCGCUACCCGCUUGUCGCUCUGUUUCUUUCUCUCUUUCUCUUCCCCACCGGUUCCUCGAGUAACUCAGUCUUCUCCGCCUGUACUUCUUUCCGGUCACUGCCGCAGCGCCGCCUUUUUGAGUGUCUCACCGUCAGUCAAACUUGAGGUCUGACUUAGUUGUGGUGGUUUGAAGAGGUGAAUGCAAGGGAUUUGGUGUUGUUAAGGUGGGGAGUCCGUAGAUCUGCUAAAGUUUUGGCUGAAAUUUUUUUUUUUAUUUUGGAAAUGGAGAGCUAAAGGUAUUUGGAUGGUAAGCGUAGGAAGGAAAGAGGAGAGCAGAGAAGAGAAAGGAGGAGGUGGUAGUGGCAGAUGAUGAACGGAGCUCAAGAGAGCGAUCGUAGAGGGAGGUGGCAUUUUUGUAAUUGGCUCACAUGGAAUGGCUGAUCUUGUUAGCUACGGCAAUGCCCAACGUGACAUCGACCAGGCAUUAAUAGCUUUGAAGAAGGGUGCUCAGCUUCUUAAAUAUGGUCGCAAGGGAAAGCCUAAGUUUUGUCCAUUUAGACUUUCUAAUGAUGAAAAAUCUUUAAUCUGGAUUUCAAGCAGCAGUGAAAGAAGUUUGAAGUUAGCCUCAGUCUCUAAAAUUAUUCCUGGACAAAGAACUGCUGUUUUCCAGCGGUAUCUCCGUCCUGAGAAGGAUUAUUUAUCCUUUUCUCUUAUAUACAACAACAGGAAAAGGUCACUUGAUCUGAUUUGCAAGGACAAAGUUGAGGCAGAGGUGUGGAUUGCUGGCCUCAAAGCAUUAAUAUCCUCUGGUCAGUGUGGACGCUCCAAAAUUGAUGGCUGGAGUGAUGGAGGCCUCUACCUUGAUGAUGGCAGAGACCUGACAUCAAAUAGUGCAAGUGACAGUUCUGUUAGCGCUGCUCAAGAUAUUAGCUCCCCUGGGGUUUCUGUAACUUUUAACCCAAACACUUCUCCAAAGAGUUUACGGCCUGAGAAUUCCUUUCAUUCUGAAAGGUCACAUGUAGCAUCAGACGAUACAAACAUGCAAGUGAAAGGAUCUGGUUCAGAUGUUUUUCGCGUAAGUGUUUCUAGUGCCCCUAGUACUUCAAGUCAUGGUUCUGCACCGGAUGAUUACGAUGCUUUAGGGGAUGUGUAUAUAUGGGGUGAGGUCAUUUGUGAUAGUGUUGUGAAGGUUGUAACUGAUAAAAAUGCCAAUUAUUUGAGCAUGAGAUCUGAUGUGCUUCUUCCCAGGCCUUUAGAGUCUAAUGUAGUUUUAGAUGUACAUAAUGUAGCCUGUGGGGUCAAGCACGCUGCCCUAGUUACAAGGCAAGGUGAAAUUUUUACAUGGGGUGAAGAAUCUGGAGGACGACUUGGCCAUGGUGUUGGGAAGGAUGUUAUUCAACCUUGUCUUGUUGAAUCACUGGCUGUUACUAGUGUUGAUUUUGUUGCAUGUGGAGAAUUUCAUACUUGUGCUGUUACAAUGGCUGGGGAGCUUUAUACAUGGGGAGAUGGAACUCACAAUGCUGGGCUUCUUGGUCAUGGUACUGAUGUCAGCCAUUGGAUACCGAAGAGAAUUUCAGGUCCUCUUGAGGGACUUCAAGUUGCUUCAGUAAGUUGUGGUCCAUGGCAUACAGCCUUGAUAACAUCGACUGGACAGCUGUUUACUUUCGGGGAUGGUACAUUUGGUGUCUUGGGCCACGGUGACAAAGAAAAUAUUCCAUAUCCAAGAGAAGUGGAGUCUCUAUCAGGAUUGAGAACAAUUGCUGUGGCAUGUGGAGUGUGGCAUACUGCUGCCAUUGUGGAGAUUAUUGUCACUCAGUCUAGUGCUAGUGUUUCAUCAGGAAAAUUAUUCACAUGGGGGGAUGGGGACAAAAAUCGACUUGGACAUGGAGACAAGGAGCCCCGGCUUAAGCCCACAUGUGUUCCAGCACUAAUUGAGUACAAUUUUCACAAAGUUGCUUGUGGGCAUAGUUUAACAGUUGGUUUGACAACAUCAGGGCAUGUUUUUACGAUGGGAAGUACGGUGUAUGGUCAACUUGGGAAUCCUUAUGCUGAUGGAAAGAUACCGUGUUUGGUAGAAGACAAGCUUUCAGGGGAAUGUGAUGAAGAAAUUGCCUGUGGUGCAUAUCAUGUAGCAGUUUUAACAUCCAGAUAUGAAGUCUAUACAUGGGGAAAAGGAGCAAAUGGUAGGUUGGGCCAUGGAGAUGUUGAAGAUCGAAAAACUCCUACUCUGGUUGAGGGUUUGAAGGAUAGACAUGUGAAAUAUAUUGCUUGUGGUUCAAAUUAUGGUGCUGCAAUAUGUCUCCAUAAAUGGGUAUCUGGUGCUGAGCAGUCUCAAUGCUCGGCUUGUAGACAGGCUUUUGGAUUCACCAGAAAGAGGCAUAACUGCUAUAACUGUGGACUCGUGCACUGCCAUUCUUGCAGUUCAAGGAAAGCACUAAGAGCAGCUUGGGCCCCUAAUCCUGGGAAACCUUAUCGUGUCUGUGAUUCUUGUUUUGCCAAACUGAACAAGGUUUCAGAAGCUGGUAAUAACAGGAGGAAUUCUGUACCUCGCCUUUCAGGUGAGAACAAGGACAGAUUGGAUAAGGCUGAAAUAAGAUUAUCCAAAUCUGCAACUCCUUCUAAUAUGGACUUGAUUAAGCAGUUAGAUAGCAAAGCAGCUAAACAAGGAAAAAAAGCCGAAACCUUCUCCUUGGUUCGCUCUACACAAGCACCUUCUUUAUUACAGUUGAAAGAUGUUUUGUCUACUGCUGUAGAUUUGCGAUGGACAGUUCCUAAACCAAUUCUUACUCCAUCUGGUGUAAGCUCCAGAUCUGUUUCACCUUUCUCAAGGAGACCUAGCCCUCCACGUUCUGCUACACCAGUUCCAACAACAUCAGGACUUACUUUCUCCAAAAGUAUCACAGAUAGUUUGAAAAAGACAAAUGAACUUUUGAACCAAGAAGUGCUUAAGUUGCGUGCACAGGUUGAAACCCUGAGAAAAAGAUGUGAACUCCAAGAAUUGGAGCUUCAAAAAUCAACAAAGAAAGCUGAGGAAGCUUUGGCAGUGGCUGCUGAGGAGUCUGCCAAAUCUAAAGCUGCAAAAGAAGUUAUAAAGUCAUUGACAGCACAGUUCAAGGAUAUGGCUGAGAGGUUGCCACCUGGAGUUUAUAACACUGAGAACAUUAGAUUAGCAUACCUGCCAAAUGGCUUGGAGCCAAAUGGUGUUCGCUGUCCAGAUGCAAAUGGAGAGGGACAUCUGAGAUCUGAUUCAAUUGGUGGCUCUUUCCUUGCUUCUCCCCAUGCAAUCGACUCUACUACAAUCAAUGGCACUCAGAGCCCUGCCGAAUUACAUUGGGUACCGACUGGAGCCAAUGGUAGCGAUGACCAUUCAGAUACUAAACUGCCGAAUGGUAGUGGAGGUUUUCAGGCAGGUAGCAGUAGUGUGUCAGAGGCUAUAGAUGAAAGGGAAUCUGGGUCUUAUGGAGAUGGUGAAAAUGGUAUGAAAUCUAGAAAUUCUGCAUUGGUUGCUAAUGGCAAUGAAGUGGAGGCUGAGUGGAUUGAACAGUAUGAACCUGGAGUCUACAUAACUCUUGUAGCACUGCGGGAUGGAACUAGAGAUCUCAAACGAGUGCGAUUCAGCCGGAGAAGAUUUGGAGAGCACCAAGCGGAAACUUGGUGGUCAGAAAACCGUGAAAAGGUGUAUGAGAGGUACAAUGUUCGUGGAUCAGACAAAGCAUCGAUUUCUGGGCAAACUGCACCGAGAUCGGAUGGAGCUCUCUCACCCGCUUCGCGAGUGUAACAAAAGGAGGAAGGGAAAUUAGCCUCCCAUCCAUUUUGUGCAGUGAUUAAGCAAAGGAGCGAGAAAUGAAGCAGGAACCCCCUUUUCUCUUUUUUCGCUCUUUACAAAUUUCAUUUUGACUCCCCAUCUUUUUUUUUUUUUUUAAUUUUAUUUUGUUCCCCCUCGAUUAGUUAUUUUCUUCCAUUUAAUUUCCGGGUAUUUACCCUUUACAUAUCUGUUGUAUUGUAGUGUAUAUAAAAAGCAACAAGUUUUUGUUCCUUGCUUUCUCCAUCCCCAGUUCCCCAUAACUUCUCCUUUGUUUUUUGUCUGCCUCUCUUUAUGUCAGCUUGUCUUUUCUUCUUUUAAAACUAUUCUAUUUUGGUUGGCUUGGACUAACAAAAAAGGCUCAACUCUGCUGUUAUAAAAAUUCAUUCUGGUGACCUGCAAAUAUUGAGUUCCCCCCUGUAAAUUGGACUCAUGAGAUGUCGAGUUGAAAAACUAUUUAGGGUGAAAUGAUUUGGACAAAUACAAGCCGGUUGUUGCACACCCAAAAUCAUUGGAAGUAAACAAUGAUUCCUUCAUUUCGUUUAAUUUCAUCCAUUUUCAACCGUCUUAAGUUGCCUCUUCCCCCUCGGCAACUCAUAUUCUAAAACGUGCAAAAUUCUUAAACGGUAAACUACCCCAUA
Molecule: messenger RNA, 4545 nt
Organism: Durio zibethinus
Lineage: Eukaryota; Viridiplantae; Streptophyta; Magnoliopsida; Malvales; Malvaceae
Source: RefSeq, a predicted model, not a curated record